Molecule: messenger RNA, 769 nt
Organism: Galendromus occidentalis (western predatory mite)
Lineage: Eukaryota; Metazoa; Arthropoda; Arachnida; Mesostigmata; Phytoseiidae
Gene: Mic26-27
Product: MICOS complex subunit 26/27
Exons: 6
Coding region: 56-676 (206 amino acids)
Biological process (GO): cristae formation
Cellular component (GO): MICOS complex
Source: RefSeq, a predicted model, not a curated record
AUAGUAGACGGGGGAACCAUCGUCUCCGCCGAAACAUUCCGUGCGCCGGAUCAAGAUGUCUUCAGGAGGGAGCGAAACGCCGAAAGCUGAGAAACCGUGCAAGCCAUGUUGUGUCGGUAAAAAAAUGUAUAAGCCCCAGAAUUUGCCGAUCUAUGGAUGUCCGGAGUGCCCUUCCAAAUUUGAAGUAAUUGAAUCGCCCCCGAGUCCUAUCGAAGCCUACGUGAAGACUCUACGAGUCGCCGUUUCGCCGGGUCUCCUAGCAGCCAAACAAGUGGCUGAUCGAGGAGUGCAGAUCAUGGACACGGCCGUCGCGCACACGCAAUCAUCGUGGGGCUACGUAACCAGUGAAGGCAACUCGACGGUGAAAGGUAUGGCGAUCCUCGGCGGAGGUUUAGCUGGAAUGAUCCUGGCGAGGAGAGGCGUCUUCAGAAGAAGUCUUUUCGGCGCUACCGGCGCUGGAGUCGUGGCCGCGAAUCUCUAUCCCGAAGACUACCACCGGUACAGGGACGAAACGAGUAAAGUCGUUUGCGGAACCGUGAAGGACACAACCGGUUACGACUUGGAGGCUGAGCUCAAGAAAAUCGAGCUUUCGAAACUGAGUGAAUAUGUCCCCAAGGGUUUGACCGCCUACUUCAGUGGAUCUAGAGAUAAGACAGAGGAACCCAAGAAGGCAUAGUUCAAGUUAUUGAAUUAGCUCACAGACUUAUAUUACGAGAGAAGAGCGAUGGAAAUAAAGCUAUGCUGGGCUUAGUGACACAGCGCUCCCUCU